UUUUGCUGCGGUUCCUCCAGCUGUUUGCUCGGAUCUGAGGCUUGUUUACGUGGUGAAACCUAAAAACAUUCGGUGUGGCUGUGCUCGACUGGAACUACGACCCUGACCAAGCCGUUUUUUAUUUGACUGGAAGGCUGUGAAGAUGACUGAGUACAAACUGGUGGUGGUUGGUGCGGGUGGUGUAGGAAAGAGCGCCCUCACCAUUCAGCUGAUUCAGAACCACUUCGUUGACGAGUAUGACCCGACUAUCGAAGAUUCCUACAGGAAGCAGGUGGUGAUCGAUGGCGAGACGUGUUUGUUGGACAUCCUGGACACGGCUGGUCAGGAGGAGUACAGCGCCAUGAGGGACCAGUACAUGAGGACGGGAGAGGGCUUCCUCUGUGUCUUUGCCAUCAACAACACCAAGUCAUUCGAGGACAUCCAUCAGUACAGGGAACAGAUCAAAAGGGUGAAGGAUUCAGAUGACGUUCCCAUGGUGCUUGUGGGUAAUAAAUGUGACCUGCCCGCUCGUACAGUGGACACCAGGCAAGCACAGGAACUGGCCCGCAGUUACGGCAUCCCGUACAUCGAGACCUCGGCCAAGACAAGACAAGGGGUGGAAGACGCUUUCUACACGCUAGUGCGUGAAAUCCGGCAGCACAAACUGAGGAAGCUGAAUCCACCCGACGAUAACGGCCAGGACUGCCUGAACUGCCGCUGUGUGGUGUCAUGACCAAGUAAAUCACGUGAAAUGAAAGAGACUUUCGGAGGGGCGGUGCGGCUCCGACACUGCAGCGCUUCCUCUGAUCUGAUGUUAGAUGGCGAAACGGACCAGAAAACCCUAAACACUGGCACGAGUGGAUUCACGAGUGGGUUCAUGAGUGGACCCAUCGUCCACAUCAGAUCGCUGAGGGAGAACUUUGACUCUGCUUUGUACCAGAGAUUAUUUACCUCAAGGACUAGUCUAGACACUGGGUUUGCUGGACUGUGUUAAGGAUCGCCUGACUAAAAUAUAAUCACAAUAUCUACCCCCAACUGAAGACCAUAAAACAACCUCACGUUAUCACCUCAUCGGCUUUGGACUUUUGACCGAGAUACGACGGGAGAGUAGUUUUACUGCGACAUGAACGUAAUAAUGAUUAGAUUAGCUGAUGUGGAUUAGAGAUGUGAAAAUUAUAUGACGUGUAUGGGGUUUUAUUUGGUUUGGUAUGAUGUACAUAUAUGUUUACUGACCUCUUGUUUUUGAGCGGGAUUGUUUAUUGUGACUUUUCACUGAGAUUCUGAAGUAUCAGUGCAAUAGUUUAUUGCUGAUCCUGUGGAACAGUGAUAAGGGAACACGCCUCUUUAACAUUAUUCAUUUGCACAUGGCAUUAGACUGGGAUUAAGUUUAAGAGAUCAUAUGUGUUUGUGGGUUUUUCUUAGCUUUUUUAAGCUGCCUCGGGGUCGGGACCACAUGCGCCGCCAUCUGAAAUGCAAAUUGGUCAAAUGAUGAUGGAGUUUUGAGCAGAUAAACUUAUUCUAACAAAAUAAUACACCUUUUUGCUAUUCUGUUAUUUAAUUGGUGAAAAAUAAUAUGACACUCAUGACUAUUAGAAUAUCAGCUGUGUGAAAUGGUGCCUAUUUAAUGCUCUGUAUUAUUAGUUGUUAGUUGUCUCUGCUGCUGGCGGGCGUGUCUGAGCUUUGUUUGGGUUGGUGUUGAUAAAUAAAAACUCUUUAAAUCCCUCUUCUGAUUGGCUAAAUGCAACGCAGCGGCCACACUAAUUUGUAUAAAUCUGCACUUAAAGGUUUAACGUGACUCUUAGAUACGACCACAGUGUGAUUAGUGAUACGGCAUUUGGGGUGAGGAGUGGUGUGGUGGUGGGGCCGCUGACAUUUUGAGGUCAACACAGGUUUAACAGUUUGCUUUGCUAAAUUGCUUGUGUCGCAGAACCCAAUGGAAAAUAAACGUAAUAUUGCAUGUAAAAUUUUACAUUUCAAAAUGAAAGCUUUACAAAAUGCUUAAUCUGUGUGUUUAAGGUGGCAGUAAAUAAAUAUUUAGGUGGUCCACCUUAAAGUUACACUUUUAGAUGAAAACCCUUUGAUCAUUCUUUAUUAGUUUCAAUUUUAACGGAAAGAUGUCAGAAGAAAAUUAGUUGAAUUCUAUAAAAAAAUUAUAUUUAACUCGGUUUGUGUUUUUUUUACAUCAGUGAGGAGGAAUUUUAGCUCCACUGUUUAUGGAAGAUCUGUUUUAAAUCAGACACGCCGAUGGUUUCUGGGUCCGGAUCUUUUCUGGGUUUAAUUUAGGACACAGUCAGACUUAGACUAGGCUGCUGUUUCUGCAAUAUUGCUAGUUUGGAUUGUUGUCCUGCAGCAUAACCUGCCCAAUAACACCUCAGCUUCAGCUCACAGACAGAUGACCUUACAUGCUUUAGAAAAAAGAAUUGAGAGAGUGAAACAUAUCAAUCACUCAGUUGAUAAGCUUGUUGGCACAUGGCAUUAGCUGGGCUUUAAAUGCAAAUGUUCAUUUGUAAUGAUUUUUAUUAAUGGUUUUAAUUCAAAUGUCAGUGUCCACAGAAUUUGGGUAGGGCUUAGACGUGUAUACAUUGUGCCUGUAGGUUUUUUUUUAUUAUAUUAUUUUACACAGAGGGGACUGUGCCUGAAUUGCACAAACCUAAAGCACUUCUUUCCACCGUCACUGUGGUAUCCCUUCGCUCAGGGUGUGGGGUCGGAACAUUGUGGUUCGGUUUGGAGUCGCUUGAUUUAUUGUUUGACUUCCGAGGGUUGAGUUCUUUAUUUCAUUUGUCGUGCUGUACCAUGUGUUCAUGCAGUGCUGAUGAUGUUCACGAUUUAAAUGAUGACAUUAAAAUCAGAGGUCUGUUA
Molecule: messenger RNA, 2838 nt
Organism: Trichomycterus rosablanca
Lineage: Eukaryota; Metazoa; Chordata; Actinopteri; Siluriformes; Trichomycteridae
Gene: hrasb
Product: HRas proto-oncogene, GTPase b
Exons: 6
Coding region: 143-712 (189 amino acids)
Biological process (GO): Ras protein signal transduction
Cellular component (GO): plasma membrane
Molecular function (GO): GTPase activity; GDP binding; GTP binding
Source: RefSeq, a predicted model, not a curated record